UUUUAUAUAUAAUGUUUUUUGCAUAAUUAUAUCACACAAUUAUGCCUCUUGGAUAAGUUACAAAAAAUAUGCAGUAAUGUGUAAUAGUGAGCAAUAUAACAAAUGUUUUGUCUUAAACUAGAGAUCGAGUGAAAAAUAUUUCGAGAAUUGCAAAUUAUGGAAUUUCCAUUAAAAGUCCUCACAGCGGUGGGAUGUCGGCGACCAAUCUCCUGGACCUCAUUAUGUAAACGUACCAUGUACAAUGUAUACACAAUUCUUAUGUGUUUAUUAUUGCUUACCUUCAUGUUACCGCAACUUAUGGACAUUAUCCUGAAUGUCAAUAAUCCCGACGAUUUCACGGAUACCUUUUAUAUAAUGCUGGCCAUGAUCAUCGCUUCUUGCAAGAUAUUCAGCCUGUUGCUAAAUCGUAAAAAUAUUGAAAUGUUAACCGACGCGUUGGUUGAGAAACCGUUUAAACCUUUGGAACCAGACGAAAUUGAGAUUCGACAAAAAUAUGAUAACAAAGUACGGUUUUGCAGGACCUAUUCUAUAAUCUACACAAUUUUGGUUGAGAUGACAUGCGGAUGCAUGAAUUUGACAUCUUUGUUUACGGACUUUCGGAAAGGAAAUUUAGCGUAUAGGGAGUGGAUACCCUAUGAGUGCUCCGAUACAGUGUAUUAUUUCACGUACUUUCGCCAAUUAAUAAGCUUGACGGUUGCGUCCAUCGUGAAUGUUGCUUGUGAUAUAAUUAUUUGUGGAUUUCUGCUGCAUAUUUAUUGCCAGAUCGAGAUCUUAGAAUGCCGUAUGAAGAAAGCCUUGCGCAAUCAAAGCGAGUUGGGUGAAUGUGUACGUCAGCACGAUCAUAUCUAUAAGUUUGCAUACACAAUGAAUGAAAAGUUCAGGGUUAUAAUUGCCGUCCAAUUCAUAGCGAGCAUGCUAGUGGUAUGCUCCAAUCUUUAUCGAUUGGCAAAAACCACAUUAAGCGUAAAAUAUGUUCCACUGAUGAUGUACACAAUCUGUAUGUGUAUGCAAAUUUUUAUCUAUUCUUGGUACGGAAACGAAGUAAAAUUAAAGAGCAUUCAAUUCUCCGAUAAAAUUUUUGGAAUGGAUUGGGUUACAGCAGACAAGAAAGUAAAAGAGAAUCUUAUAAUAAUUAUGAAUCGCUCUCUGAUGCCCAUCGAAUUUUCUAGUGCACACAUUUCAGUGAAUCUAGAUUCUUUCGUGAAGGUUAGGGAUAAAUUGAACAACACUUUAUUUUGCUUCGUUUUGGUUGAAUCGACAUGCGUGUGCAUCGCUCUGACUUCUUUGUUCACGAACUUCAGAACGGGGGACCUAACGUACAAAGCCUGGCUGCCGUUCAACUACUCCUCUUCGGCGUUAUUCUCCCUCGUAUACACUCAUCAGUUAAUAAGUAUGGCAACAUGCGCUCUGGUCAAUCUCGCCUGCGAUUGCUUCAUCUGCGGUCUCUUGCUGCACGUUUGCUGUCAGAUCGAGAUAUUGGAAUACCGACUGAACAAAUCACAUACCUGGAAAAACUUGCGCGACUGCGUACGUCAUCAUGACCUUAUAUAUGACUUUGCUUCCGUGGUGAAUGAAAGAUUUGCGAAGAUAAUCGCUAUUCAGUUUAUAACAAGUAUGCUGGUGGUAUGUUCCAAUUUGUAUCAACUGGCCCAGACAACAUUAAGUGCGAAAUAUCUUCCGUUAGUAUUAUACACUGUCUGCAUGAUGAUAGAAAUUUUUAUUUACUGUUGGUUUGGAAAUGAAGUCAAAUUAAAAAGUCUUCAGAUAAUUGAUCAUGUUUUUGAAAUGGAUUGGCCGGAAUUGAACGACAGCUUUAAAAAAGCUCUUUUGAUGAUUAUGAAUCGAGCAACGAUUCCUAUCGAAUUUACUAGCGCAUAUCUCUUUUCCAUGAAUCUUGAAUCCUUCGUAGGGGUACUUAGAAUAUCAUAUUCAACAUACACUUUACUGCAACGGGUAUAAAACCAGCGCUAAGAAAAUUGUAUGUGAAAUAUAAUAAUUU
Messenger RNA from Temnothorax curvispinosus, 1999 nucleotides. Its product is annotated as odorant receptor 22b-like. The record is from RefSeq and is a predicted model, not a curated record. Lineage: Eukaryota; Metazoa; Arthropoda; Insecta; Hymenoptera; Formicidae. Gene Ontology annotation, cellular component: plasma membrane. The transcript has 8 exons. Gene Ontology annotation, biological process: sensory perception of smell; detection of chemical stimulus involved in sensory perception of smell. Bases 157 to 1959 code for a protein of 600 amino acids. Gene Ontology annotation, molecular function: olfactory receptor activity; odorant binding.